AUGACGACUUUCAACCUACCUCCCAAGAUGAAGGCCCUGCAAUACUCCGAAGCCACCAAGUUCAGCGUUGCUGAACUGCCUCUUCCAAACAUCCGGGACCAUGACAUAUUGAUCAAAGUCAAGGCCUCCGGUAUUUGCGGUACCGACUUGCACAUCCAUGACGGUGGAUUCGGGGCGCAGUUCCCACUCGUCCCCGGCCACGAGACCGUCGGCGAAGUGGCAGCAUUCGGCGCCAACGUCAAAGGCUUCACGGUCGGAGAUCGCGUUGUGGCAGAAAACUCCGAGCUCUGCGGGCAAUGCUUCUACUGCCGUCGCGGCGACGAGAUAUUCUGCGAGAACUUCAUCGCCCACGGCGUCAUGGUCGAUGGCGGGUUCGCCGAGUAUGCUGUGUAUCCAUCGCAUAGGGUGUUUGGUUUUCGCAAUCUGUCUGACACGGAUGCAACAUUGCUUGAACCUGCUGCUUGCGCGGCGCAUGGCCUUGAUAAGAUUGCCCCCAAGCCUGGAUCCAGGGUUCUUUUGUUUGGUGCUGGUCCAACGGGACUGAUUCUGGCUCAGCUGCUUCGAUUGAAUGGGGGGUGCCAGGUGGUUAUUGCGGCUCCGGGAGGACUGAAGAUGAAUCUUGCGAGAUCUCUCAAUGCUGGUGAUGAUUAUAUUGAGUUGCCGCGUGGAAGGGAGGAUGCUCGAGUAGUACUUCAGGGACUACAGGAUAAGAAUCCUUAUCGAUUCGACAUUGUGGUUGAGGCAACUGGAAGCGCUCAAAUCCUUGAAGAUGCUAUUCAUUAUGUACGGAGAGGAGGAAAGCUUGUCGUGUAUGGCGUGUACAAGGAUGAAGACAAAAUUUCUCUAUCUCCAAACAAGAUCUUCAAGGAUGAGAUUCAGAUUCUGGGAUCGUUCAGUCAGAUGCACAAAUUCCCGACUGCGAUUGACUAUCUUGACACAGGCAGAGUCCGGGUUGAAGGGAUUGUGAACAGGACUUUCAAAGUUGAAGAAUGGCAGGAAUGCCUUGAUGCGAUGAAGAAUAAAAGCGUUAUCAAGGCAGCUCUGGUGUUUGACUGAGCAGUCGUUGGCUACUAUGUAUACUGAAAUAUUUGACCAUCUUAGAUGUAGAUUUUAGAGAGACUUGUCAACAUACCUCCGCCAUACAAGGCGAUGCGUGCUGUG
Messenger RNA from Aspergillus wentii DTO 134E9, 1161 nucleotides. RefSeq names its product zinc-dependent alcohol dehydrogenase family protein. Gene Ontology annotation, molecular function: zinc ion binding; oxidoreductase activity. NCBI's taxonomy places the organism in Eukaryota, Fungi, Ascomycota, Eurotiomycetes, Eurotiales, Aspergillaceae. The record is from RefSeq and is a predicted model, not a curated record. Bases 1 to 1056 code for a protein of 351 amino acids. The transcript is spliced from 5 exons.